AUGGCGAACAAGCUCAUCAAUCAGAUGGGAUUGCCCAAAUCCAUCUCCAAUAUCUUCACUGCUCGCAACAUUAUCACUGCCAAGGAUGCUUUGUCUCACACUGAAUUUGAGUUGAUGGAAUUAUUGGACGUUGGAAAGGAAGAAGUAACAUCCGCAAUGGCGCAUGUUAGCGAAGUCGUGUGUCCACCGUGUCAAACUGCGUUACUUCUGCUGGAGCAGCGAGUACGCAACGAGACGUCGGCAGGUCAUCUUCCCAGUCGUUUGAAAGGUUUGGAUGAAGCCUUGUGCGGCGGCAUUCCUUUUGGUGUUUUAACAGAGUUGGUUGGUCCAGCAGGAAUUGGCAAAACACAGUUUUGCUUGAAGCUAUCACUGCUGGCUUCACUGCCUGCUACUUGUGGAGGCUUAGACGGCCGUGUAAUAUAUAUUGAUGUUGAAUCCAAAUUCAGGUCAAAAAGGUUGAUAGAGAUUGGAAUAAACAGUUUUCCUGAAAUAUUUCUGAAGAAGGGAAUGGCACAGGAGAUGGCUGGUAGAAUCCUGAUUUUGCGUCCUACAUCACUUUCUGAAUUUGCUGAGAGUUUGCACCAGAUCAAAGUAUCACUCCUCCAGCAACAAGUGAAAUUGCUCAUCAUUGAUAGCAUGGCUGCUCUAGUUUUAGGUGAACAUGAUUGUGGGACCUCUAGACAACAAGCAUUGGGUUGGCAUGUUUCUUUUAUCAAGUCACUUGCUGAAUUUUCAAGAAUUCCAGUUGUAUUGACAAAUCAAGUAAGAUCUCACAUUGGUGAUGAAUCUCGCAUGUAUUCCUUUCAAGCACAAAGCCGCUCUAUAAUAAAAGAUAAUCCUGCUACAUAUGAUUCUCAUCUGGUUGCUGCUUUGGGAAUUAACUGGGCUCAUGCUGUGACCAUCCGUCUUGUACUUGAAGCCAGAUCAGGUCAAAGGUUUAUUAAGUUAGCAAAAUCUCCUAUAUCACCUCCUCUGGCUUUCCCUUUUAAGAUAACUUCAUCAGGCGUGGUUCUGCUGGAUGAUGAUGGGAUAGAAAUGAAAGGGUCAGAAAUAAACACUAUUCAUUGCCAAGGUUUGUCAUUGAGCUCUCUUGCCGUUGACUCUUCGGAAUAUGUUUUAUGUACCAAAAAUACUUGA
Molecule: messenger RNA, 1137 nt
Organism: Sphenostylis stenocarpa
Lineage: Eukaryota; Viridiplantae; Streptophyta; Magnoliopsida; Fabales; Fabaceae
Source: the annotation of a GenBank genome assembly